GUGGGUGAUCCUGAGGCUCGGCGCGCUUGGGGCAGAAGCCCGGAGACGCCGUCGUCGACGCCGCCACCGUCAGCGCUUCUGCCGCUACCCGCGGCCCCUCAACCCCUUUCCCCGCCCGCGGUCCGGAGUCGGUCCUCCUGCCGAGCCGCGCCAGGUGCCGUGUGCCCCAGGCGUUGGCAAGGCCGAGCCCGGCCCCGACGCCGUACCGCCCCUCGCCGAGCCGACAGUCUCGACUUGCGACUCAGCGCUGUCUUCUUUCCCAGGACUGGUUCCGAGGGGGCAGCAGGCGCGCAGACUCGCCCCCCGCCGGAGCGCCCGGGUCCGGCCCGGGAGCGGCCCCUUCUAGACGUUCGAGGACCCUGCCCAGUGCCGUCCGGCCACCGACCGCCCACCGUCCGGCCGCCGGCCCACUUCUUCCUGAUGCGAACUGCCGUCUACUAGAGGUUGGACGGACCCCCGAGAUGAGGGCAGUAGAACACAGAGAGGCAAAGUAGCUUGCCCCAAGGUCACAAAGUUAAGAAGUAGGACCAGGAUUCAAACCCAGAGCGCUUUGCCUGGGAGACGACCGUCUCUAACUUCGGUCACCGUGUCCUUGCCCCCUUCAUUCCCAGCGAGCGUUCAUCUUGAUUCCUAUUUCCCACUGGGUCUGACCAUAUGUGACUGGGAACGGGAACACAGAGUGGAGGCCUGUCUGCAGCGAAUCCCCCCUCAGUGGGCUGUGGGUGCCCAGAGGUGAUUCAUGGCAGGGGACAUGGAAGGAUUCUGUUCCUCCAUCCAUGACACCAGUGUCUCUGCUGGGUUCAGAGCACUGUAUGAGGAGGGACUGCUUCUUGAUGUCACUCUGGUUAUUGAUGAUCAUCAGUUCCAGGCCCAUAAAGCACUCUUGGCCACCCAGAGUGAUUACUUCAGAAUUAUGUUUACAGCAGACAUGAGGGAGCGUGAUCAGGACAAAAUUCAUUUAAAAGGUCUAACUGCUACCGGUUUCAGCCACGUCCUUCAGUUUAUGUACUAUGGAACUAUAGAACUGAGUAUGAAUACUGUUCAUGAGAUUCUUCAGGCUGCCAUGUAUGUUCAACUUAUAGAAGUGGUGAAGUUCUGCUGCUCUUUCCUAUUAGCGAAAAUCUGCUUAGAAAACUGUGCCGAAAUCAUGAGACUCUUAGAUGAUUUCGGUGUAAACAUCGAGGGAGUCAGGGAGAAGCUGGAAUCCUUUCUGCUAGACAACUUUGUGCCACUCAUGUCCAGGCCUGAUUUCCUGUCUUAUCUGAGUUUUGAGAAGCUCAUGUCUUAUUUGGAUAAUGAUCAUCUGAGCAGGUUUCCAGAGAUAGAGCUGUACGAGGCUGUGCAGUCUUGGCUGCGGCAUGAUAGAAGACGCUGGAGACAUACCGAUACCAUUAUUCAGAACAUCAGGUUUUGUUUGAUGACCCCAUCCAGUGUUUUUGAGAAGGUUAAGACAUCAGAAUUUUAUAGAUACUCUCGACAGCUGCGCUAUGAAGUUGACCAAGCAUUGAAUUACUUUCAGAACAUUCACCAGCAGCCUUUGUUGGACAUGAAAUCAAGCCGCAUCCGCUCUGCCAAACCUCAAACUACAGUAUUCCGAGGAAUGAUUGGACAUAGCAUGGUUAACAGUAAAAUACUUCUCUUAAAGAAACCAAGAGUCUGGUGGGAACUAGAGGGCCCCCAAGUACCUCUGCGGCCGGACUGCCUUGCUAUUGUCAAUAACUUUGUGUUUUUGUUGGGUGGUGAAGAAUUGGGCCCAGAUGGCGAAUUCCAUGCUUCCUCCAAAGUGUUCAGAUAUGACCCAAGACACAACUCUUGGCUCCGAAUGGCAGACAUGUCUGUACCACGUUCAGAAUUUGCAGUUGGUGUUAUUGGGAAGUUUAUUUACGCUGUAGCAGGCAGAACCAGAGAUGAGACUUUCUACUCAACAGAGAGAUAUGAUAUCACCAAUGACAAAUGGGAAUUUGUGGAUCCUUAUCCAGUUAACAAAUAUGGACAUGAGGGGACAGUGCUCAAUAACAAGUUGUAUAUCACUGGUGGAAUCACCUCAUCAUCCACCUCCAAACAAGUGUGCGUUUUUGACCCCAGUAAAGAAGGGACCAUAGAACAACGGACCAGAAGAACCCAAGUUGUUACCAACUGCUGGGAGAAUAAGAGCAAAAUGAAUUACGCAAGAUGCUUUCACAAGAUGAUUUCUUACAAUGGCAAGCUUUAUGUCUUCGGUGGUGUCUGUGUGAUCUUGAGGGCCUCUUUUGAAUCUCAGGGCUGCCCUUCCACAGAAGUGUACAACCCAGAGACUGAUCAGUGGACCAUCUUGGCAUCCAUGCCGAUUGGUAGAAGUGGCCAUGGAGUGACUGUGCUGGACAAACAAAUAAUGGUUCUCGGAGGCCUUUGCUACAAUGGUCAUUACAGCGAUUCCAUUCUCACUUUCGAUCCAGAAGAAAACAAGUGGAAGGAAGAUGAGUACCCACGGAUGCCCUGCAAGCUGGAUGGUUUACAAGUAUGCAACCUGCAUUUUCCAGAAUAUAUACUGGACGAGGUCAGACGCUGCAACUAAUGACAUCUUUCUUGCUUCAAAGCCAAACAAAAAAUUUGUUUGUGACAGAGUAGUUAAUUAACAGCAUAAAGAAAAACCUCACCAGUUUUACUAUCAAAGCCAUUGGUCUAAUAGUGUAAAAAGUUUUCAUUCUGUGCUAGCAUACUUUGUUUUCUUUUUAGUGGCCUCAAACUCAUGCAAUAAGUUAGUUCGAAGCACUAGCUCUUGAAACUACUUCCUGAAGCAGUUUAAUAGAAUGAUCCACUUAUCUGGGAAGCUGAUUGUAUGCUUUAAACAUUUCUCUCAGAUGUCAGUGUAGGAGUCAUGCAUCUUCUAAGAGAAGACCUGAUAAGUGUCACUUGAUGUAAUUUCAGUUCCUAUCUCGAUCUGAAAUCUUUCUGAACAUUUAUUUCAGUCCGUUAGACCUUUUGGUUUUACUGUUUAAGUUUAAAACUCUUGCCCUUUUUGCAUGGCUUUUUGCUGAAAAUGCAAAAAUAUAAAUUUUCUACAAAGUUAACUUUUUAUAUUCAAAACACUAUUUCUAAGCUGCCUUCUCUUACCUGCAUUGUGUUAGUGAAAGCGUAUCCAUACGUGCAUACAUCUUAUGAAUAUAUAAGGCACAUCCUCUUUUAUGCGUGGUUAGGAUUCUAUAUUUUUAAGCUAGUGCACUUGCACACACGGUUUGCCAUACUUGUUGGAUUUUAGAUGUAAUGUCUUUUCAUGUAUUAACAUUUUUAGAAAGUUAAAAUAACUGGAGUCCUCAUUUGAUGUCAAAGUAGCCUAUCUUCAGUCCAUACUGAUUCAGUAAUAAUUUGAACUCCUUAUAUUCCUGAAACAUAUGGACCUACGAAAAGUAAUAUUUUAUAUUUUACUUUCAAAAGUAAGUGUUAGUGUUCUUUAUCGAUGUAUGUCUUCUUUUUGAACAUGUUUUUUUUUUGCAGUUUGUUUAACGUUACCCUGUUUUUAGUAAGAAUUGGAGUGCUAUAUGACAAGCCCUGGCCCUGCAGCGUGCAAGCACUUUUUAAAGAGAAUUUAGGUAAUGCCAGACUGCUAAAUAAAGGCCCCUUAAAAGUAAGUGCAACUUCCAUUCUUUACAUUUAAUAAGGCUGCUGCAUCUGUUACUGAAUGGAAAGUAGCAACUUGUGGACAAUUUGAGCUCAGUUUUGACUUAGAGGUAAGGAAUAGAAUUAUAAUCUGACUGGUCAUAUCUACUUGUUUAUUUAGUACAAAAAGACUUAGUGGCACUGGGGGUGUAAGCCCUCAGCUUUUGUUUUAUUUACUGAAGGCUACUAGCAUGAAGGACAGUAACCUCAAUGUUGAGAAUGGAUGGAGAAUAACUGUUUAUUAAAAGCAUUUGUACUAAGUGUUUUAGGAUUAGCCGCACCUUUCAACUCAAAGGA
This is a messenger RNA of Phyllostomus discolor (pale spear-nosed bat), 3933 nucleotides long. It is a transcript of the gene KLHL15, whose product is annotated as kelch like family member 15. The transcript is spliced from 6 exons. Gene Ontology annotation, biological process: nuclear protein quality control by the ubiquitin-proteasome system; protein ubiquitination. NCBI's taxonomy places the organism in Eukaryota, Metazoa, Chordata, Mammalia, Chiroptera, Phyllostomidae. The record is from RefSeq and is a predicted model, not a curated record. Bases 740 to 2554 code for a protein of 604 amino acids. Gene Ontology annotation, molecular function: protein binding. Gene Ontology annotation, cellular component: nucleus; Cul3-RING ubiquitin ligase complex.